This is a messenger RNA of Salpingoeca rosetta, 3287 nucleotides long. RefSeq lists its product as uncharacterized. The transcript is spliced from 18 exons. Gene Ontology annotation, molecular function: protein binding; histone H3K36 methyltransferase activity. Gene Ontology annotation, biological process: regulation of DNA-templated transcription. NCBI's taxonomy places the organism in Eukaryota, Choanoflagellata, Craspedida, Salpingoecidae. Gene Ontology annotation, cellular component: nucleus; chromatin; chromosome. Bases 100 to 2898 code for a protein of 932 amino acids. The record is from RefSeq and is a predicted model, not a curated record.
AAGACAGCAUAAAAUUCACAACACCACAACAAACAGGCUUUUGUGUGUCGUGUCGCACAAACGGAGUUUGUUUGACCCACGACGACCACCACCGCAACCAUGGGAGACGUGUUUGUGGAGGCGGAUGCUGCUGCGAUGGCGGCCGGGAGCACGAAUGGCCAUGGGCACGCCCCGCAACACAGUGGCGGCGCAAACACCACCACGACGACCACGACGACCACGACGACCACGACGACCAGAAGCAGCAGCAACAUCAACACGGACGCUGCUGGAUCGACAGCGACGCGCAGCAACACCACCAACAAUGGUGGCGUGAAGGUGAUGCAUGUCAGCAAGGCGGAGAUGGACAAGGAGUGGCCCUUUGACGUCAUCAAGAAGAACAUCUACAAGUCGUCGUCGACAUCCCGCUCUCGCAACCGCGAGAAGUUUGUUUGCGAGUGCAAGUACGACCCCAGUGACACCGACAGCGCCUGCGGCGAAGGCUGCCUCAACCGCAUGCUCAUGAUCGAAUGCGAGAAGAAAAGCUGUCCUUGUGGAUCCAAGUGCCAGAACCAGCGCAUGCAGCGGCAACAGUUUUCAAAGGUGGAGGUGUUUCAGACGGAGCGCAAAGGCAAAGGCCUGCGAGCCGUCGAAGACAUCCACGCGGGCCAGCUUGUUUAUGAAUACUGUGGUGAAGUGUUGGACUUGCUUGAGUUUGAGCAACGCAUGCGGUGGACGGUGAAUGGGGACACGCGCAUUGGAUUCUUUGCCGUGCGCGACAUUGCAGCCGGGGAGGAAAUCACCUUUGACUACAAAUACGAGCGCUUGGGGGAGACUGCGCAGCCGUGCUACUGCGGCGCGGCCAACUGCCGCGGGUUUCUUGGAGCGAAGCGUGAGGACAGCAGCAGCUCGCGCCGCGCGUCGUCGUCGUCGUCGGGGACGUUCCAGUCCCGCGCCCGCCGUAUGGCCCGCCAGCGCGAACUCACAGAGCUGUCUGACAAGUUGUGGGAGAUUUGCGGGAAGGAGGGCGUGCUGACGAACUAUGCGACGGUGCAGUCGUUUAUUGUGCUGCUCAAGGACACAACCAAGUGCCCAGAGUACUUCCAGCGCGUUCUCUCCGUCCUCCUCGACACUGAGAACAAGACGUGCCUUGAAGGGUUUGUUGCAAAGCGCGGACUGACGUUUUUGAAGAACCUUCUUGAAACGGCCAACACAACUGAGGCUGUUGACGUUCUUGAACGGUGUCUGCUUGUGCUGGGGCGGCUGCCGGUGUACACGAAGAACGUCGUCGACAGCUGCGGCAUCAUGCCCGUCCUCGAAACCCUCAACACACACGACGUCUACGAUGUCCAAGUGCAGUCAAAGCAGCUCGCAGAGAAGUGGUCGCACUUGAAGGAGGUGUGGGUCAUCUCGCGAGACACAGCGGCUGUGGAUCACGAUGCGCAGCGCAUCCAGAUUCCAGCGAUAAGACGCAACGACUUCAGAAAGAGCAAGUUGCAGUCGCUUGAGGGAGAGCUGUCCGUGUCGCUCGACCUGCAACGCGGUGCACGUGGUGGCGAUUUUGUCCUCGUCGUCGAAGGAAAACCGGACCGCGUGUCCGCAGCCAUCCAGCACAUCAACGCAUACAUGGACACUCUGAAACUGAGGGAUGAGCAGCGCCAGCAAGCGGAGGUGCUGUCGCGAACGUCGUCGACAUCCGCAACGCCAGCGCCCCUCUCGGCCUCAUCGUCAAGCACCGCCCUCAACACCUCAAACCCGCAUAUGUCCGCAACGCCGCAGCGCGCGUUCCACCCGAAUCACCAGCAGCAGCAGCAACAGCAACAGCAGCCAUUCUUCAGCCCGGCUGGCAGCGCACACGUCAUGCACGCCGCUCCGGCAGGGUUUGCUGCAGGUAUGGGACCAGCGCAACAACAACAGCAGCCCCUGCCGCUGUACGCUGGUGGUGGCGGCGGCGCACACAUGCAACAGCCAAUGCACCCCUCAAUGCAACCACAACAGCAGCAGCAGCAGCAACCGUCACAGCCCCAUCAGCCCGGGCUGCUUGGUGGAAUGGGCCCACCGCUGCCUGGGGGUGCAAUGCUGCAACAGCUGCAGCUGCACGCGCACGAGCCCAAGCCAGCCCCGUGCGGGCUGCCAUGCCACAUGAUCCCGACAGACAAGAUUGACGAGCGAGCGCUGCAGGAGCCUGUGCAUCCUGAUUGGGCGCAGGUGAAGGAUGCGGGCUCGUCCAAGUUUUACUACUACAACCGCUUCACAAAGGAAACCACGUGGGACCGCCCAACCGUACAGCACGGCCCUGCUGGACGGGACGAGCCGACGGCGCUGGAGAAGGCGUUGGAAGAAAUGCGGGAGCAGGAGCGGAGGAAGAAGGAAGAGGAGGAGGAAGAGGAGGAGAGACGGAAGAGGAAGAAGGAAGAGGAGAGGAGGAGGAAGGUAAACAAGGCAAACAAGGCGGCCCGCAACGCGAAGGCUGGCAGGGGAGAGGGGAGCUCGAGCAGCAAGCGUGCAAAGAGGAGCACGGAUAAGCACAGGAGCAGCAGCAGCAGCAGCAGCAGUCGUCGUCGUCGCGAUGACGAUGAUGACGAUGGCGACAUGAAUGACGAUCCAGCAUCCGCCCGCGCAAAGUUCAAGAAGGACGUGAGCGCGACGGUGAUCAAGUUUCUGAAGCGAUUCCGGGACGAGAAGGUCAAGUUUGGGCGCAUCACCAACAGCGAUGACUUUAAACACCUCGCACGCAAGUUGACGCACACCAUGGUGGAGAAGAUUGCGCAGCGGCGCGGCGGCGAACUGGCCGGUGCUGUUGUCGAUAAAGCCAUGCGCACAAAGAUUUACGACUUUGUGAAUGCGAGCAUGAAGAAGUGCGGGCCGGAAUACCAGCGCUCUGUCCUGCACUCCUCCGCCCUCACCUCAACAUCGUGACUUUCUGAUUGCUCGCUCGUGAUGGCAUCUCGCUUGCAGAUGUCAUGCCACAGUAUCGUGCUGUGUGUCGUGUUGUGUCUUGUGUGUUUGUCUCUCUUCCUCUCCCUUUCUCUUAGACUUUGUCUUUGUCUCUUCCCUUGCUUGCUUGUUGAUUUCGUUCGUACGCAGCUGCUUCCUCUCUCUAUCUCUCUGUCUGUGUCUUUGGCUCUGUCUCUUUGUGUCCCUGAUCACCAUGUUCUGCUUUCAGUUGUUCUUCUUCGUGGUAGUCCCCAUUCUUAGAUUGUGCUGUCUCACACGCGUGCGAUGGCGUUAUUCGAUCGCUCUCAUAUUCCCUUGCAUGUGCCGUGCUGUGUUUGUUGGUGGUGGUGCUCGUGUUGUUUGUCUGUACG